AUGUACGUUGGCCGCGCCCGCGCUCCUGCCCCAAUUGUGCUGACUAUGAAGAAGAUUGUCUAUAAUGAAUUCCCUAUACCACGGCCCUACACAAACGUCAACAGGACUUCUUCACCGACCCAACCAAGAACAGAUGCAGGCGACCUGGGUCAGAACGCUACACCUCAAGCGCCGUCGACGCCCGCGCGCACCCUCCCUCCAGUUCCCCUCUUCCCCAAUUCUUCCGCAACCAGCGCGUCACACAUUCCGGACUCCCUACCCGCCUCUCAAGAUCCUAACGCACCUUCGAACGGUCUUGAAGACCUCCCAUUGUCCCUUAUACAAUUACUCAACGGCAUACUCGCGACGCUGCGCGCCUCCUUCUCCGAACGCCCACCACACACAAUUCAGCGCCUUGCCGAACUGAUACUAAGUCCAACCAAAUACUACAAGACGCUGCCCGCAUGGCUCCGCGCUGUGGACCGUGUCGUCAACGUCUCCUCUUCAGCAGACAUUUUCCCACUAUCUGAGCAGACCCCGUUGGUUAAUGGUGUCAACGGCGAAACACUAGCUCCCAGCGGUGGCAUACUCUUUCCCACGGAUGCCAGCACUGCUACUCGCAACGGCUACGACAGUGCUAGCCUCGGUAGCGAUGAAUCGCUUGGUGGCGCGCUGUUGACCCCCAUCCCUUGGCUGCGUAACGGGCUGAGCGGCGGGCACGAUCAAGCCGAGCACGGCGGUGAGAGCGAAGAGUCCUCUGGUGGCACCACAGCCAGCGCGACUGGCAGCAGCGGUGAUGCACAAUCUGACAGCCCUGCAGCCCCGGAAGAUGAGGAUGAUAACCUCGGCGAGCCUAUUGCCCACAAUACUGAACUCGUAUCCUCAACCACUGCGGACAACAGUACGCUAGCAGCGAUUACACCAAUCCACGAUCCACUCGUGCCCGAGAGACCCGAAGGCGCAGUCACUCAAGGCGAAUUGAUGCGUAUGGAGCAGGAGGCCGGUGUGGUGCCCAUCUCGGCCGGUAAUGGAGCGCCGCCACCAAUGCCAGUAAGCAAUGGAGGGGAGGACAUGGAUGCGGAGGAUGCAGUUGAUGGCCCACCACACGCAAGAGGGCCGGAUGUCGUUGGUGCUGUGGACAUGGGGAAGGUGGAGGGAAAGAAUGUGGAGGUCAGAAUUGGGAGUCCGCCCCCGCAGCACACCCAACAGGAAGCAGAAAAAGGCAAGGUGGGGGAAAGGGUGAGCGAGGACGGCGAUGGGGAUGGAGAUUAUGAGAUGGUGGACAAGGAGACCGGAGAUGCAAUGGAGGUGGACGACAAGACGGGCGAAGUCAAGGCCACGAUUGUCACCGACAAAGAUGAGGAUAUGGUGCUCAUCGACACGGAAGGCAGGAUGGAUGAUGAGGCAGCAGCUGCUGGGGGAAAAGAGACGGAGCGGUAG
Cyphellophora europaea CBS 101466 is the source of this 1419-nucleotide messenger RNA. RefSeq lists its product as uncharacterized. The transcript has a single exon. The record is from RefSeq and is a predicted model, not a curated record. Gene Ontology annotation, molecular function: protein phosphatase regulator activity. NCBI's taxonomy places the organism in Eukaryota, Fungi, Ascomycota, Eurotiomycetes, Chaetothyriales, Cyphellophoraceae. Gene Ontology annotation, cellular component: cytoplasm; nucleus; protein phosphatase 4 complex. The coding region runs from base 1 to 1419 and encodes 472 amino acids. Gene Ontology annotation, biological process: protein dephosphorylation.